Aplysia californica (California sea hare) is the source of this 2241-nucleotide messenger RNA. RefSeq lists its product as uncharacterized. The record is from RefSeq and is a predicted model, not a curated record. Lineage: Eukaryota; Metazoa; Mollusca; Gastropoda; Aplysiida; Aplysiidae.
GUUCUUCUCUCUCCCCCGCUGUUGUGGCUACACACCUUCCAGCUUGUUUUCUUCUAUUGUGUUAUAAUAGUUUUCUGAAAUCCGUCUGAAAGUUGUUGCACUGAGAUUUGGGUCAGGCGUUUGUGGAGAACACACGAGUACAGAGCCAACUCACACCGUGAGCGUAUCUUCGAUUGCACCACUCGUCGUCUCCCUCAUUCUUCACGCGACUGCGGACGCAAGAGGACGAGGAAAUUGGUCUUUCAUCGCGACGUCAUGGCAAGGACAUUUUCCCUCUUAGUAGCGCCCCUUUUGGUCGUCUUUCUUGGCUAUUGCCAUGCAGAUCCUGAGUAUUGCGAUCGAGGCUUCCUCAUCUCUAGCAAGUUCCACACCUGCUGGGAGACAGCCACUGCCAAAAGACCUUUCAGCCAGUUGCAUAAAAUCCAUGCAGUAUACACACCACAGCUGUUGGAAUUGUAUGCAUCUCACAUGUGUAGACAUCAUUGAUCACCUGAAACCUAUCAGAGGAGAUUCCCCGUGCUUCGAUGUGGCCGAUCAGGCCUACAAGUGUUACGAGAUGGCCGGAGAGAAAAUCCUGAAGAGUGGAGUCAGCCACAUCAACAUUGACUUCUUUUACAAAGUAGCCGACAAAUUCUUUGGUUACAUCUGGGACUGCCACGUCGACCUCUUCAAGGGCAUGUCAGACGUCUGUGAGAACUGGCAGAUCCCCAUGUUGUUUUCUCUGCAGCAAAACGCCAUGCCCUCUCUGUUCGGCAUGAAACUGGACAACUACCAAAUUUCCAAACUUGAGCUAUCAAGAAACAAAUCGGUGCUCCCGGUCACAACCCCUGCCCCCGUGGUGGACGAGACCUGCAAGAAUGCACGAGUGACCAGCUACCUGCUGAUGAGGGUGGUGAAGGACAAGAGGGAGGCACAACCGGGGGAUAUUCUGGUACAGCUGGAUGCUGGUGGUGACCUCCAGGACGGUGGACGGAGGCCCCGACAUGAAUGACGAGGUGUACAGCUUCGUUGCCGACAUCGUCAAUUCAGAGGGUGGCAUUGACAUGAAAGCGUUGAGGAAGAAGCUGAAGGAGGACAGGAAAAAGCAAAGGGAGGUCAACGACUUCCUCAAGAAUAUCAAGAAAAAGGAGUCGAAGAACAAAAAGAAGGCAGCGAAGAAGCCGAAAGCCAAGGGAACCCAAAAUGACGGAAUGAUCAACUAGAAGUUGAUACUGACAGUGUUUACUUAAAAGUUACCAUGGGCAGGAUAUUUACUUAAAAGUAAACUUGAGCAGAAAGUUUAAUUGUAAGUUAUUUAUACAUAAAUACAUAAUAUAAUGUAUAACGUGUUAGAAGUUUGUACACUGGAAUCAGAAUGUUCAAUACAUCAUGUAGUAAAUUGUGAUGAACGGAACUAUCAAUUAGAACUUAAUACAAAGUGGAGGCAGUUUGAUUAAUAAGAAUUUAAUGUGUACUUACAGAUAAAUUAAAAUUUCAUAUAAACUGAAGAACGAAUAAAAAUAUGAAUGCUAGUAUUUGCAAGCGUUUGAUACGAAAGAAGGAGCAAACCACCUUCAUUAAUUUUUCAGCCAACAGGCACAAAACAUGUUUUUUUUACAUAUGCAUGUAUUAUUUGUCAGCUAUGCUCUGUAUAAUUCUGGGCAUGUACAUUCUUGUUAAGAUAGGAAAUUGUUUGUACUUCAUUUUUAACAAUCAUGGCUCAAUGUAACUAGAUUGCAAAUAUCCAUAAAAUGACAAGCUUGUCUUCAAUUUGCUCAUACAGUAUCAAAUUAUCUUGGUAGACCUUUCUAUUGCUUCCCUAAAUUUGAAUGACGAACACAUGACUGAAAAAAAACUGUCUCAACUGUUGACGUAUUUCCUUUUAUUUUGUACGUGCAGUAGGCCUAUAUGGAGAGUACUGUAGGCCCUGAACUUGAACCUAUGGAAUAAAAACCUUUCUCUCUCUCUCUCCCUCUCCCUCUUUCUCAGCCUCUAUUUUCUCUGUUUCUCUCUUCUUCUUCCCUCUUUCUUAUCUCUCUCUCUCUCUAUGUUCUUGUCAUUGAAUCUUGUGCAUACAUAAUUUGUUGUAUCAUGAAAAUUUUGAGAGAAAAAUUUGGCAUUCCCACCUUUGAACUUCAGCCUUUUCAUGAUGUCAUCACACCUAUUGAUCACCUGGAUUUUCAUAUAGAUGUUUUCUAUUUUUAUUCUGACAAAUUUAUAAAUAUAUACCACAAUUGUUCAAUAAACUAUUUGCACACAAAG